This is a messenger RNA of Lobosporangium transversale, 892 nucleotides long. RefSeq lists its product as hypothetical. The transcript has 3 exons. Bases 63 to 851 code for a protein of 262 amino acids. NCBI's taxonomy places the organism in Eukaryota, Fungi, Mortierellomycota, Mortierellomycetes, Mortierellales, Mortierellaceae. The record is from RefSeq and is a predicted model, not a curated record.
CAGAGAUUGAAAGCAAUAUUCCGACAUUCUCAAGGCCUACUUUAACACAGUAUUUCGCUUAUAUGAGCUUGCCGCUAAAUCAAGCUCCAUCAAGUACUGGAGGUAGUUUCUCUGGUAGUGGAGUUGAGGCCAGUAGUAGCAGUGGAUCUAGGACCAGUGACGACAAUAGGGAGACUAUAUAUAGGGCGCUUGUCGAUUUCUAUAAUGACGGGUGGUUUGUUCGGAAUAGCUGGGAUAAUAGAAAAGCACAGAACGGAUGCGUUGAUUAUGUGAUCAAGGCAAUUCUGAAGCUUGCGGGCGGAAGCAAUGGAAGAAGAAGAGAUGCCAAUACGAAUGCGGUGAUCUGUAUUGGACUAGGAUCAUUCAAGACAAACCGAGGACAAGUAUCGAAGCAUGGGAUAUUGAUGAAGAAGCUUGUUGAAAAGGCAAAAUCUCUAGACUACCCCAUUGUAGGUUGUCAUAAAUACUACACAUCUGCCAAGUGUCCACGGCCUCACUGUGACAGUAUAUUGGAGAAUGUUCCUUUUCGAUCCAAGUACUGUCGAAAUUGUAAAGCAUACUUUGAUCGAGAUGCUGUUGGUGCUGAGAACAUCGCAAGGGUCUGUGAGUCGCAGAUAAGAGAGCAAAAACGACCUGCAAAAUAUAUGCCGCCGGACGGAGGAACUCAAGGCCAAGCUUCUAGCGGUAGUGGCGGCGGUGGAGGUAGUGGUGGCAGUGGUGGUGGUAGUAGCAGAUCCACAAAAAGGAAAUUUUCAGAUGAAGGAGGAGGAGGAGUAGAGGGAUCAAGACCACCGAAAGGACCUUUGCUGGGUCCAGGAGGAGGGGGAGAGACAAGCCGGCAACAACAGUAGGACACAAUCUACUACAAACAUGACUAGGUCCAGAAAGGCCU